Molecule: messenger RNA, 1587 nt
Organism: Sclerotinia sclerotiorum 1980 UF-70
Lineage: Eukaryota; Fungi; Ascomycota; Leotiomycetes; Helotiales; Sclerotiniaceae
Exons: 6
Coding region: 1-1587 (528 amino acids)
Biological process (GO): transmembrane transport
Cellular component (GO): membrane
Molecular function (GO): transmembrane transporter activity
Source: RefSeq, a predicted model, not a curated record
AUGGACGACAAGAAUGUAGAACUGGGCGUGAUCGCUAGGUCGUCGUCUUCUGAUGAGAUACCUCAUGCCGGGUCGAAAGGCAAUACGAGCAGAGAUGAUCGAGAAAUGGCAUAUUUUGGAAAACGCCAGCAAUUGAAGCGUAAUUUUGGCUUCUUGUCGAUUGCGGGUUUCGUCUGCAGUUUGCUUUCGACAUGGGAAGGAAUGUUCGCGGUCUUCCUUUACGGAUUCCAAAACGGUGGACCGGCAGGAUUAGUUUACGGCUACAUCUUCUGUUUCUUUGGUACAUUAUGUACGGUCGCCAGUUUGGCAGAGAUGUCCUCCAUGAUGCCCUUGAGCGGCGGCCAAUAUCACUGGGUGUCGAUUCUCGCCCCUAAGUCCCACGCAAAGUUCCUCUCAUACAUGACAGGCUGGCUUACGGUCAUUGGCUGGCAAGCAGGCCAAGCAAGUGUUGCUUUCCUCUGCGCAACUUUAGUCCAGGCUUUGGUGAUAUUAAAUCAUCCAACAUACGUCCCUGAGCGAUGGCAGGCAACUUUAAUAUUCUACGCGGUUCUAGCUGUUGUUUUGUUUGUCAAUACGUAUUUGGCUCGCUGGUUGCCAAAGAUUGAAGGAUUGGUUCUUUGCAUCCAUAUACUUGGGUUCUUUGGUGUUCUUAUUCCUCUAGUCUACCUUGCAUCUCAUGGAAAGGCAAGUGAUGUCUUUGCUACGUUUGUCAACGGUGGCGGUUGGUCCACAGAUGGAAUAUCAUUCUUUAUUGGCCUAAUUACAAGUGUUUUCUCCUUUCUUGGAGCCGAUUCUGCUUGCCAUAUGAGUGAAGAAAUUCACAAUGCCUCUACCGUCGUGCCUUGGGCAAUGAUCACCACGAUUCUUUUGAAUGGUGCUUUAGGUUUCGCACUGCUUAUAGCCCUUCUCUUCUGUCUCGGAGAUAUCAAUGACGCUCUUACUUCUCCUACCGGCUUCCCGUUCAUUGAGAUAUUUAGGCAAGCCACUAAUAGUAACUCUGCUGCAACUGGAAUGACAUGUAUCAUUGUGAUAAUCAUGUUUGCCGCGGCUAUUGGUAUUAUGGCAACUGCCUCACGUUUAUUGUGGGCUUUCGCGAGAGACCAUGGAGUACCAGGUAGCGCAUAUCUGUCUCGUGUGCACGAACCAACAGCACUACCAUUAUACUCUAUUCUAGUCAGUGCCAUUAUUUCACUCUUAUUGGCACUCAUAAAUAUUGGAAGCACUGCCGCAUUCAACUCGAUCGUCUCCGUUAAUGUUGCGGCAUUCUUUACCUCCUACAUGAUACCUAUCGUCCUGAUCCUCAAAAAACGUCUUCGCAGAGAUCCAAUAAAAGAUAAGAUACAUUGGGGACCGUGGAGAAUGGGUCCAAUUCUUGGUCCAAUUGUCAAUGUUGCCGGAUUGAUUUAUUCGAUGAUCACCAUGUUUUUCAGCUUCUGGCCAAAUACACAAGUCGUUACUCCAGUUACCAUGAAUUGGUCCUGUGUUAUUUUUGCUGCUGCUAUCAUUUACAGCGUGGUGUUCUACAUGAUUUGGGGUAAACACUCUUACAAGUGGCCAAUAGUCGAUCCUAUAAGAAGGCAGCAGUAG